This is a messenger RNA of Mercurialis annua (annual mercury), 959 nucleotides long. RefSeq names its product high mobility group B protein 1-like. The record is from RefSeq and is a predicted model, not a curated record. Bases 284 to 781 code for a protein of 165 amino acids. Lineage: Eukaryota; Viridiplantae; Streptophyta; Magnoliopsida; Malpighiales; Euphorbiaceae. The transcript has 7 exons.
UAAAGUUUGAAUCUUUAUAUGAUCCUGUUGACUAAUUAAGUGCUUAAGUUGUUAGGGUUUAUUGCAUAAAUUUUCUUCAUUGAGUUGAUAUUUUGGUUGAUUUCUUAAUUUGGGACUUUUUAGUAUAAUAAUUUAGUUGAAAAUUGUUCAAUUUGUUGUAUUUUCUAGCUUAAACUGAUUAAUUUAGGUGCUUUAUUGGUGAUUUUUACUUCAGAUCUUUUGCUUUUACUGUUGUUCAUAAAUAACCAAUUAGUUUUCUUCGCCUAGCAAUUUGAUUUCAGCAAUGAAAUUUACCAAGGGAAAGGAUGCAGCAAAGAAUGAUAAGAAGGAUGUCUCAAAGCCGGUAGCGAAUAGCAGUUUAGGAAAGCGAAAAGCGGCACUGAAGCCUGAAAGGAGUAUCAAGAAACAAAAUGUGAAAAGUAAACCUGAAAAGAAAGAUCCUAACAAGCCAAAAAGGCCUCCUAGUGCUUUCUUUGUCUUUCUAGAAGAUUUCAGAAAGAUUUUCAAAGAAGAGCAUCCCAAUGUCAAAGCUGUCUCAGCUGUGGGGAAGGCUGCAGGGGAGAAGUGGAAAUCAAUGUCGAAAGCAGAAAAAGCGCCUUUUGAAGCCAAAGCUGUGAAAAGAAAAUCAGAUUAUGAAAGGCAAAUGAUAGCCUACAACAAAAAACAGGAAAAAGGAGAUCAGGAGGAUGCUGAUGAAGAGUCGGACAAUUCUCCUGCUGGGCGUGAUGAUGAAAGUGAAGAGGAUGAAGAAGAAGAAGAGGACGACGACGAUGAUGAAUAAAAUCCGGACGCGUAACGGUAUGUAUAGCUAUUCCAGGACAAAAUCCUGGACUCUGUAAUUCCAAAACAUGAUGUGUGUUUAAUUGUUGGUUUUUCUGAAAUAUGCAAAAGCUAUUGCUGCUAACGUAUAAUGUAAGGUAUCUUAAGCUUCAAUGGCCACAUCUACCUAUUACAUGUUA